This is a messenger RNA of Orbicella faveolata, 742 nucleotides long. RefSeq names its product centriole and centriolar satellite protein OFD1-like. Gene Ontology annotation, molecular function: protein binding. Lineage: Eukaryota; Metazoa; Cnidaria; Anthozoa; Scleractinia; Merulinidae. Gene Ontology annotation, biological process: epithelial cilium movement involved in determination of left/right asymmetry. Gene Ontology annotation, cellular component: ciliary basal body; centrosome. The record is from RefSeq and is a predicted model, not a curated record.
CUCUUCCUUAUUGCUUGUACGAAUAUCUCUUUUGUUAACUCAUCAAAUUGAUUAUCUUGUCUCCUUUUAUAGAAACUUGUCAAAGUAUGAAGAAGAACAGAAAGGGAACCAAAGACUAGUAAAUGAACUAACAGAGAAAUCAGUGGAGUCUGCAGCAGACCUGUUAAAUUUACAAGAUCAGCUGAAACAAAUGGAGAAAAGUACCAAGUCCAAAGAGAAGUCUUGGAAGGAAUACAAAGCUAAGAUGGAAUCCAGAUUGAAUGAUGAGUGUCAGAAGCGACUAAACUAUCAAAAGCUAUAUGAAGAAGCCCUGACGAAUCAGUCUGUGUUAAAUCAAGAGAUAGCUGACUUAAAACUUACUUUACAACAAACACAACAAGUACUUGACAUGGAGCUAGGCAGAAGAAGAGCGAACUCAUUUCCUCGCCUGGAUUCUUUAACAAACGAAGAAGAGUCCCCUGCGUCACAGACAACCCAGCAAGGUGAUGAAAGGACAUUACUAACAAACACUGCUAUGGACGAAACCAGUAGCACGAUUGUUAUGAUAGCUCAGAGCAAGAUGCUGUUUGAUCGGCUGGAAGUAGAGGCCAAGGAAUUAGAAGAGUCCUAUCAGAAGUUCCAGUCACGAAUAAAUCAAAUGGAACUCGAUGUCUAUCCUACGAUUCGCUCCCUGGAUUUACAAAAUCCCACUCAAAGCUCAAUCGAAAGCACUUCAUUUGAAUAAAAAAACACUUGCAUGUAA